Molecule: messenger RNA, 4669 nt
Organism: Xiphias gladius (swordfish)
Lineage: Eukaryota; Metazoa; Chordata; Actinopteri; Istiophoriformes; Xiphiidae
Gene: ranbp10
Product: RAN binding protein 10
Exons: 15
Coding region: 181-2043 (620 amino acids)
Biological process (GO): cytoskeleton organization; cell surface receptor signaling pathway
Cellular component (GO): cytoplasm
Molecular function (GO): protein binding
Source: RefSeq, a predicted model, not a curated record
UACAGUACCCACACGGCACUGUUAGCAUCUAGAGUACAUUCUGCUGCUUAUCCGGGGAUGUCACACCGCUGCUAUUUUCUCCCCUCAGUCCCUCUCACUCUCAGCCUACAGCUCCAGCGGACUGAGACGGGGUUUUGGAUAGAAAGAAACGAACAAUAAGAUACAAAACAGAGGCCAAAAAUGGCAGAGCUUGGAAUGGGAAGCCUGCCGUUAGGGGAUCCUGCUUUAAAUUACCAGGAGCACGAGCUGAACGAGCGGCUGAAACGGCUCUACCCAGCUGUGAACGAGGAAGAGACCCCUUUACCUCGAUCCUGGAGCCCCAAGGAUAAAUACAGCUACAUUGGGCUGUCACAGAACAACCUGCGAGUCCAUUACAAAGGCCAUGGUAAGAACCACAAGGACGCAGCAUCAGUGCGAGCCACACACCCAAUCCCAGCUGCCUGUGGGAUCUACUACUUUGAAGUCAAGAUUGUCAGCAAAGGUCGAGAUGGGUACAUGGGCAUUGGCCUGUCUGCCCAGGGAGUCAACAUGAACAGACUGCCUGGAUGGGACAAGCACUCAUACGGUUACCAUGGCGAUGACGGCCACUCCUUCUGUUCCUCCGGGACUGGCCAACCAUAUGGCCCAACAUUCACCACGGGGGAUGUGAUUGGCUGUUGCGUUAACCUCAUCAACAACACUUGCUUUUACACCAAAAAUGGCAUCAGUUUGGGUGUAGCCUUCACAGACCUCCCUCCCAACCUGUACCCCACUGUGGGGCUUCAGACCCCAGGUGAGAUUGUAGACGCUAACUUUGGCCAGCAGCCGUUUGUCUUUGACAUCGAGGACUACAUGAGCGAAUGGCGGGCCAAGAUCCAUGGCAUGAUUGCUCGCUUCCCCAUAGGAGAAAGACUGGGGGAAUGGCAGGCUGUCCUGCAGAAUAUGGUGUCCAGCUACCUGGUGCACCAUGGGUACUGUGCCACAGCAACAGCCUUCGCCAGAGCCACAGAGACAAUGAUACAAGAGGACCAGAUGUCUAUAAAGAACAGACAGAGAAUACAGAAGCUGGUGCUGGCAGGACGGGUGGGCGAAGCCAUAGACGCUACUCAGCAGCUUUAUCCUGGUCUGUUGGAACAUAACCCCAACCUACUAUUCAUGUUGAAGUGUCGUCAGUUUGUGGAGAUGGUGAACGGUACAGACAGUGAGGUUCGCUGCUUGACCAUUCGCUCCCCUAAGUCCCAGGACAGUUACCCUGGCUCACCUAGCCUUAGCCCCCGCCAUGGAGUCGGCAACACACACCUGCACACUGGAGGAGCAGACAGCCCUACCUGCAGUAAUGGGGUAACUCCACCUAACAAGUCAAAGAGCCACAGCGGCACGGGCAGCAGCAGUGUCAAAUAUCCCAGUGUGACCUCCUCCGCCUCCUCCUCCACUUCCUCCUCCCCUUCUUCAGUCAACUACUCUGAGUCCAACUCCUCCGAUUCCACCAAAAGCCAGCCACACAGCGCCAACAGCACCCAGGAAACCAGUGACAGUGAGAUGGAGAUAGAAGCAGAGCACUAUACCAACGGGGUUGUUGAGGGCUCCUCAGCGCGGAUCAUGAAUGGCACAUAUAAACACGAAGAGAUCCUUCAGCCAGACGACAACAGCAUUGGCAAUGGGGUCACAGCAGAUGAAGGUUGUAGUAAUAGCAAACAGCUUUGUGGAGGGAACCAGGCAGCCACAGAGAGGAUGAUCCAGUUUGGACGGGAGCUGCAGGCGCUCAACGAACAACUGUGCCGCGAGUAUGGCAAGAACGCCAUACACAAGAAAAUGUUGCAGGAUGCAUUCAGUCUGUUAGCGUACUCAGACCCAUGGAACUGCCCCGUUGGCCAGCAGUUAGAUCCCACACAGAGAGAAUCACUCUGCUCUGCACUCAACAGCGCCAUACUGGAGUCCCAAAAUCUGCCUAAGCAGCCUCCUCUGAUGUUAGCAUUGGGUCAGGCCACAGAAUGUGUUCAGCUCAUGGCCCGAGUCCGGUCUGGUUCCUGCUCCUUCGCCAGAGUAGACAACUUUUUGCACUAGCCCCAGUCCAGCAGAACUCCGCAGUGUGAAAGUUUUUGUCACUGAAACUUUUCCACCAAUGGGGCAGAAUAGGUAGCCUUAUGCAUCAAUUUAAGGGUGGUGAUUAUGCUAAUAAUCAAAUCUCACAAGGCCCGCCUCUUCAUUUACAAGUGGUUUUCAUUAGGUUGAAAGAAGCUGUUUUACAGAUAGGUUUAGGAUUAAGUAUUUUUUCUUUACGAUAAGAAAAAAAAAAAAUUCUUGCAUGAGGCCCAGUGUUGUGUUAGUCAACAGUGAUCACAACUCUGAAUCAGUGCUCAUGGUGGACUAACCCAUUUAGAAGUAACCAUAGCAACAAUAUUGAUGCUUUACACAAUGUUGGUGGUUGGUGGGUUAACUCUUAUCAUUAAAACUGUCUAAUGCUUAAAGCAAUGCUUUAAUCAAUAAUUUUAAACCAAUUUUAGCUUUUAUGCUUUAUUUUCUUUGGUAAGUGACACGUGACAAUGGCGAGGUGGGUGUCCUUUAUAGAUGUUACUGGAAUAACAAUGGAAAUAUUGUAUAGACAGAGGGUGUAACACAACAGUGUCUGUUCAUUAUUUUCCUUCAGUGGGACACCUCAUUGUAAAAUGAUUGCUUACACUGUGCAUACAUGCAUAAAAUUAAAAACUUCUGGACAAGAUACACACUUAAAGGAAAGAACAAUUACUCCCAAACAAGGUGAAAAUACUAAAACAGUAUAUCUAUGCUGUACAAAAAUACAAAUGCAAGCUGUUUUAAUCCUGCUACAUUCAUUAAUUACCUUGCUUAGAUGAUUACCCAUCUCUCCACAGGUUAAUGUUAAGUAGCACUGAGAGAAGGCAUGUCCAGCAGGUAGUUGUCAUAGCGACGGAGGAAAGCGCAUGCGUGUGAUUGGUGUGUUUGGAUGUCCAUCAGACCAAGUCAGCGGCACAGACAGAGGAGCGGAGGAGAGCAAGAGAGAAGAAAGCUUCCUUUUAAUUUAGUAUUAUCAAAUAAAGAAAUGUGUGACAUUAUUUAAAAAUAAUUAAUUAUUAUUCUGUUUAUCUAGCCUUUUUUUUUUUAGUUCUUUUUGUCAGUUUGUUGUGCUCAUCAUGGACAAAACAAAUUGUAAUUCCCCUUUUUAUUUUUUCCUCUGUUUUAAUGAGUGGAUUUUGAUUCCCUACAAUCAGUGUUUUACACACAUUGUUGUUGUUCAUCAUAUCACAGACCACAAUACCCAAAGCUGUUUACCAUUGUGAGACCCCACAAGUGUAGGUCAACAUAACAAAACCUGAGGUAUAUUACAUCAUCUUUAAUAAGAUAAAGAAGACAAACAGACUCUCUAAGCCCUUUAUUCCCCUGAAAUAUCCACUUGGAAUUGCAUUCAUGUCUUGAAAUAGAGUGAACAAAAAAGUCCUCUGAAUGAAAAACACCUCUGAUUGUGUGGAGCAGAUCAUUAGCUCUGUUCAAGGCUAAUGCAGUGCAGGAGUGAACACUAACACUGAGAAAAUGGACUGAUGUAAGUGAAAAAUGCGAGUCCCCAAUUAUUCCAGAAAGUUGGAAAUAAAAAUUUAUAAUGUCAUAGUUAUGUAAUGUUAUUAAGAAUAAAAUACUGUGAGCUAACAUGUUAGUAGCCAAAGAACAGGAUAUAUCCUGAAAAACAUCACCUGUGUAUAAAACAUAAUUGAUGGGGCUUUGUAGUGGCGAACACUGCCAGUAACCAGCGGAAAAGGUUGAUGUCAAGGGAUUAAAUUGGAGUAUUAGAGGUGUUGAAGCCUUAAUUUUGCUGUAAAUACCACAGCAUCGAUCAAUCAGUGAUAUGGCUGCAGGUGGCAGAGCUCAGCACCUACAACACCUGCUCUCAGGACGAGCCUAACACUAUUAUCAUGGUCACCUUGAUGCCAGCAUUGAGAAAAGCAGUAUCAAAGGCAGACUAAAAAGCACAGUGUGUGUAUGGCUAAAAGUCAAGACACCAUAUGGGUCUUUUUAUUUAUUUUUUUAUUUUUUAUUUUUUUUUACAUAGUCCACAGUCUGACCUGCUCUUUGUAUGUGCUAUUGCAAUUAGAAUUACAAAUAAAGGGGUGAAUUAAUUUGCCAAACAGGAAGGUUUUAAAUUUCAGGGUAGAUAAUUAUAUCACAGUCUUUCUUUCAUUUUGAUUUCAACCACUUAAAGGUCAUGAAAACCAGUUCUGUUUGUUGGGAAAAGGCUGUUUUUUUUCACACAGACCACUCCAUUUCUCUAAUGACCAUAAACUUGACUGUUCUCCCUGCUGUUGGAUAAAGGGACAUAAUCAAGUCAAAUAUAUUUACAGUAUGUAGCCCAAAAUCACAAGAUUGUCCCAGAAUAUUUUUCACCCUGUACAAUAACAUGAAAAUAAGGUGGAAAGCAAGGAUCUUUUUAUUGUUCAGGUUUGCUGCUGGCCACUAUGAGAUUUACAAAGAAGUCAUUACAUUGCUUCUGUACAGGAGUUUGUGUUUUAGAGUCAGAUCAGUAGUAACAAAACUACGUGUACAGCUCCCAACAACAUAAAUUACAGUUACAGAAUCUUUUGUGAACCACUCCUCACUGUCUGACGCCAAAGUGUUUAAUAUCAAAUAAAUAUAAAUAUCUAAUAUCAUACAAAUCCAUAUGAAAAAAUUGAUUGAAAAUAUA